CAACUCAAUUUUGAAGUUUAUUAUUUCUUUCUUAAACCUUUUCCAUUUCAUUUUAAUUAAUAUACAAUACAAAAUAUAAAAAAUACUGCUUUGAUAUUCCGCAUUCUAUUUUCGAACACAAAAGAUGCUCAUUUGUUUUUUAUUCAUUUGUUUAUCAAACAUAGUGUCAGGUCAGUUGGUAGAUUUGAGUGCGUCUGGGUAUCAUGAUUUAGUGGGAAUGCCGAAAGCAAGAGAGAUCUUGCGAGCAGAGAGUGUGGUAGGGAGAAUAGUGGGGGGUUCGCAAACGGCUACAGCUGAUGCAUAUCCGUAUAAGGCCGGUAUCGUUGUGACCCUCACCUCAGGCUGGACAUCAGUAUGCGGUGGCUCUCUCCUCUCCGACACCAGAGUUCUCACUGCCGCCCACUGCUGGUGGGACGGCCGGAACCAAGCGAGAACCUUCACUAUAGUCCUGGGUUCUUUGAAGCUCUUCUCUGGAGGAACCAGGGUGGAUUCCACAGCUGUGACUGUCCAUGCUUCUUGGAAUCCGGAUGAUGUUCUGUUCGAUGUUGCCAUGGUGAAGAUUGGUAGCGUCAAGUUUAACAAUAAUAUCCAACCGAUCCCGCUGCCGUCGGCAGCAGACGUGAACCAAGAUUUUUCCGGUGUCACCGCCGUUGCCGCCGGUUUUGGAAAGACCAGUGAUUCCCAAAACAGCUUCCCAACCACAACUUCCCUUCACCACGUGACCCUGCAGGUCAUCACGAACACCGUUUGCCAGAAGAGUUUCGAUGUGCCCAUACAUGGCAGCCAUCUUUGCACGAACGGGGUCAAUGGGUUCGGGACAUGUGACGGCGACUCUGGAGGUCCACUGACUACUGUGUGGAAUAAUCAGAGGAUUCUGAUUGGUGUGACGUCAUUCGGCAUUGGCGACCGCUGCCAAGGAGGAUAUCCUUCGGUAUUCAGCAGAGUCACUGCAUAUCUUAAUUGGAUACAAGGGAAUAUGUACUCGUAAGAAGAUAACAACACUGAGCAAAAUAUAAUUACUGUUUUUUAUACAC
Leguminivora glycinivorella is the source of this 1034-nucleotide messenger RNA. Its product is annotated as collagenase-like. Gene Ontology annotation, biological process: proteolysis. Gene Ontology annotation, molecular function: serine-type endopeptidase activity. The transcript has 5 exons. Lineage: Eukaryota; Metazoa; Arthropoda; Insecta; Lepidoptera; Tortricidae. The coding region runs from base 125 to 988 and encodes 287 amino acids. The record is from RefSeq and is a predicted model, not a curated record.